This is a messenger RNA of Puntigrus tetrazona (Sumatra barb), 1162 nucleotides long. RefSeq names its product retinal cone rhodopsin-sensitive cGMP 3',5'-cyclic phosphodiesterase subunit gamma. Gene Ontology annotation, cellular component: photoreceptor outer segment membrane. The transcript is spliced from 3 exons. The record is from RefSeq and is a predicted model, not a curated record. NCBI's taxonomy places the organism in Eukaryota, Metazoa, Chordata, Actinopteri, Cypriniformes, Cyprinidae. Gene Ontology annotation, biological process: positive regulation of epidermal growth factor receptor signaling pathway; positive regulation of G protein-coupled receptor signaling pathway; visual perception. The coding region runs from base 388 to 660 and encodes 90 amino acids. Gene Ontology annotation, molecular function: 3',5'-cyclic-nucleotide phosphodiesterase activity; cGMP binding.
AGAGUUGUUGACGGCUUGUAUGCUUGCGAGUACAGAGUUUGUCUUGAUUCAUUUCCUCUGCAGAUGCCGUGAAUGAAGUGUUUGUUCUAUCUAAUCCGUGACAGACUCUCCAGGUGUCCUGAACUAUGCGAGUUGGCCAUUCAGAAAGAUUUCUCAAUGAUUGUUCUUGGCCUUUUGCCCGAGUUAACCUGCGGCAGAUUGCUGCUGUGUCGCUGUGUCAAUCCGUCAGGCUUUGCUGUUGACCCACUGACGCAAACACAGACCAGCCUGAGAGUAUUUAAGCCGGCUUUCCUCGACUUCAAGAAGAAAGACUCACGUUGAACGAGAAGUUGAAUCCAGAAGAACUUGUUUUUUUUUUUGACAAAUCUGAUACAGACGGUGUACGGGAUGAGCUCGGGAAAUAGCUGCGACAGUCUCAGCGACUCACCUGUGAACUCGAUAAGAGCGGCAGGACCAACAACACCCAGAAGAGGACCACCUAAAUUCAAACAGAGAAUGACAAGGCAAUUCAAAAGCAAACCUCCCAAGAAGGGAGUCAAAGUAUUUGGAGAUGAGAUCCCAGGAAUGGAUGGUCUUGGCACUGACAUCACCGUGGUGUGUCCGUGGGAAGCCUUUAGCCAUCUGGAGUUGCACGAGCUCGCCCAGUAUGGUAUUAUUUGAACUGGACGACGGAAAGAUGUGUCACCAGGACUUGUUUAGUGGACUAGACUAGUUCCACCUCUGGAUCCCAAAUGAAGGAUGCUUGCACCAUUGCCUUGAAACAGUUUUAUAAAUGCCAACCCACCUGCCUAUGAAUGCACAACACGUAACUAGGAGGAAUUAGGUUUAUGAAGGUUUAUAGGAUGAUAUAAGUUUACAGAACGUGGAUCGAUAAUAUUUAUUGUAAUACUACUUAUUCCAGUUGGUUUGUGUUAUUUUCCACAGCAUAAUACUUGUUUUCAAUAUGAACAGUUUUUAUUUGUGCUAAUUCUGUAGUUAAUUCUAUAGACUCUUUUUAGUAUAUGUUUUGUGAGAGGAGAGGCCUUAAUAGCUGUUUAAAUCACUUUCACACAUCCGUUGUAUGAUGUCUUAAGAGUUUCUUCAACUGUUAGCAAAUUUGGCUUAAAUGAAAUAGACCUUAAGCCGUGCUGUUAAAUAUGUUCAAAUAAAGAUUUGAUGUAGA